AUUGGCACCUCUGAACACCAGGAUAGUGGGUGGCGAGAACGCCAAAGCUGGGUCAUGGCAGGCUGGCAGGUCAGCCUGCAUUUUGCUGCGAAUCACGUCUGUGGAGGGACCCUCAUCAGUGACCAGUGGGUGCUCACAGCAGCCAGCUGCAUCGUAUUAAACUUUCCCAGUGUAUGGAUUCUCUACUUUGGACGAGAGACUCAGUCCGGCCCUAAUGUUAAUGAGGUGAGCCGCACCGUGUCCCAGAUCAUCAUCCAUCCUGACCACAACAGUGAGCCAUUCAACAAUGACAUCGCCCUGAUGAAGCUCAGCAGCCCUGUCACAUUCACUGAUUACAUCAGACCUAUCUGCCUGGCGAGUCACUCCAGCCAGUUUCACAGCGCAACCCCCUGCUGGGCCACUGGUUGGGGCAGACGAGGAAGGGAUGAGACCACGGCUGUCUUUGACUCACUGCAGGAGGUUCAGAUUCCUGUCAUUGGAGAAAACCAGUGCAGUUGCAACUUCCGCCAAUCUGUAAACAUCACUGACGAAAUGAUUUGUGCAGGACAAGAGAACAAAGGAGUGUGCCUGGGGGAUGGUGGUGGACCUUUACAAUGCAAACAAGACUCAAAGUGGGUCCAUGCUGGCAUUACCAGUUUUGGAGAACCUUGCGCCCUGGGUAAUGUCCCUGAUGUCUUUACCCGAGUGUCUGAAUUCCAGACUUGGAUCAUGGAUCAAGUGGCGGGGGCAAAGGUUAGCUUUGUGACAUUCACCUCUAUUGGCACCGACCCAGACGACGGCUUUGUGUGUCACACCCCAGUCUCUGAAAGUGCAACCACAGCAGCUCCGAAUACGACUUCAACUACGUCUUCCACAGCAUCAGCUGUUGCAACUGAGCUGACAUUCAUUGUCAUCUUAGUGACACUGUUCCUGCAACAUUUUUUUCCAUAGCACAAUUUUGCGCUAACAACUUCUCAAAGUCUUGUCUUGUUGUGUUGGGUUCUGUUUGUCUUUUGAAUCAUUUUACAAAGCUUGCACUUAUGUUAAAUAUCAUGAUGAUUAUAGAAGAGUCUGUGUAGUGAAAGUUUUGCCACAACUUCUUUGGAGCAUGGUUUUUGUUUUUGUUGAUUUUUUUUCUUUUUCUGAAUUGCACUUAUUUCUUUCCUGCUGGUCUGUUUUUAUGUAACAUAAACUUCUAAACUUCUUCUAUAGAAAAAGCAAUCAUUUUCAUGGACAAUGGUAUAAAACCACUCAUGUUAUCAGUCACACCACACUGCACUUAAUAUCAAAACAAUUAAUGAAGCAUGGUCUGUUUUUUGUUUUGUUUGUUUGUUUUGUCUGUUGGGUUAAAAUAAAACACUAAAUCUAUAUUCUGCAACCAAUGGCCUCCUAAAUUAAAUAAAUGAUUAUGCUGCUCUCAGUGUAUAUGCUGUAUGUAGCUUGACAGUCAGAUAAAUGCCUUUCCUGGCCUUUGGUUGAUGUCUAGUGCUGGCAAAAAAUGUUGCUGCACAUUUGCAACACGCCCUUAGCAUGUUUAUUAUAUUACAUUAAUGCCUCUGGUUCCCUCCCCUCAAAGUCAAUAGUUUUUUUGAAAGAUUUUUUGGUUAGAAGCUUUAAAUAAGGUCUAUGGUUAGCUGAAGAGACUGUCACAUUUCCUAAAUCACAAUUUCUAAUCUUAUUUACCAAUAUUCCUCCAUAGCAGACUCAAAUGCAUACUUCACCAGACACUAAAUCCAGCUGUUAAAACAGACACACUCACACGCACACGAAAAUAAAAAAGGAAAG
Messenger RNA from Plectropomus leopardus (leopard coralgrouper), 1764 nucleotides. Lineage: Eukaryota; Metazoa; Chordata; Actinopteri; Perciformes; Serranidae. The record is from RefSeq and is a predicted model, not a curated record.